AUGGUGUCAAAGUCCCACACUGCAUCCCCUAUGACUAUGCGUCGUUAUCUUAGCAAGAUGAGCGAGUUUAAGGUGUUGCGCCUACUGACUGAGCAGUUGCAACGUCAGAAACACGUCACGUCCGACGACGUGCGGCUAGCGGUACGUGCCGUAGCCAGUAGAGGGGGCACAGUGUCACUUCCACCCGAAUUUCCACCAUCGCACUGGGUGCUGGACUUCAAACGUAAGCACGGUUUCUUACAGCUAAAUACCUUUGCAUCCACUGCAACAUUUGUUUCUCAAAGCACUGGAUCUGACAUUAUGGUGAAGACCGUGUUAACAUUAUCUGAGCGUCAGGACGCGUCCCAAGUCCCAGCAGUCAAGAGAAAUAAAACAAGUCCAAUUAUCUGCUGUAAUGAUGGUUAUGGUAGAUACGCUGACAGAUCAAGUGGCUGUGUGACACAACUGAAAAAAAAUCUAAUCGGGAACGUGUUCAACGGGGAGAAGGAUUCGGAUUUCCAUAUGGACAGUGCCAAAUCCAAAUCCUCCAACUCUACUCGCACGGUUUUAUAUACCAUGAAGUCUUCGAAUCUUUUUGCACCAAGCGACGGUAAGAUGAAGCAGCAGGUGCAGUUGCGACAGAACUUUAGUCGUCAUCGUCGUCAACACAAUCUACACCAGCAGCUGCGCCGUGCCAUUCUCGUGGAGGACCGUCGACGAGCAACAGCAUGGUCAAAACCAAAGAGUGAUAUCAAAACGCAUCACGAGGCGGUGCAAUCAUAUGGCAGUCGCGGCGGGAAACUCGGAGGAGCGAUGAAAACUAAGAAUGAUCUGACCAGUCACAAUGAUGGCAGGUCCAGCGUUGCACCAAGUGUCAACUUGAUAACUCAUCAUAUUGAACACAUCGACAGUACUAUCGAUGUGGAUGGAAUGCAAGAUAUGGUGUCCAAUGCAUCAUCUUCAAGUGAUAGUCGCAAUUACAAAUUGAGCCACACAGUCCCUGCUGAGACGUGGGAGCAAGCAAUUGCGGCGGUGGAGCAACAGGGCAUGAGUCUGCGGGCUGCCGCCAAGUUAUUUGGUGUACAUUUUGCAGCGCUGCAUCGACGUGUGAAAAAGCGGACGCAGACUUGCCACGACAAUGGCACAAAUCGGUAUUUUCAUCCAAGUGAUGAAGCAGGAAUAAUGCGUGUAGUGGUUGCUCGAGCGGAGUUGGGGGUCUUAAUGACGUUUGCCGAGUUAAUGCGGCUCGUAGAGGCCCUUGCACUGCGCAAACUUCCGAAUAUCUCGAUCAAUUCAGCAUGGGAGCUGUUGACUCGCUUUCAAACUCGCAACGAGCAGUCGAUUCGACAUAUCAUCGAUGACUGGCCUCUGUCUUGGCCAGCAGGAAGACCCUCGUCGUCUUCUUCUGCUAGUAUGCAUCAUUUUUAUCAGCAAUACAUGGAGCACCCGAAUAUUGUUCUUCAGCCAUCAAAAGUUAAUCAUUCGAGUCGUGUGGCGUUGGCUGCUGCAGCCAUGACGCGUUUGAUCGUCCCAACCACUUGCCUGCCAUCAACUGAUGAUAGUCAAGAGGAGAUGAUGUAG
Plasmopara halstedii is the source of this 1560-nucleotide messenger RNA. RefSeq lists its product as hypothetical. The transcript has a single exon. Lineage: Eukaryota; Oomycota; Peronosporomycetes; Peronosporales; Peronosporaceae. The record is from RefSeq and is a predicted model, not a curated record. Gene Ontology annotation, molecular function: DNA binding. Bases 1 to 1560 code for a protein of 519 amino acids.